GCUCGCCGUCCGGCCAUGGUCGCGGCGGCCUUCGCGUCGACCUCCGCCGCCGCCGCCGCGUACUCCUCCUUGGCUCCGAACCCGACAGCGCGAGACCCGGUUAGGAGGCGCACUACUCCACUUGUGAGGACAGCCACCAAUCGCCACGUGCACGGACGCACCGCGACCAGUCUCCGCCAGUUUCGCCCCCGCGACCGGUUCGUAAACCCUCCUCGCCCCCUAUUCGCGGCGGCGGCGGAAGCGGAGGAGAUGGCUGCGGAGACGAGCACCGACGCCAAGCCCUUCGCCGUCCUCUUCGUCUGCCUCGGGAACAUUUGUAGGAGCCCGGCUGCUGAGGCGGUCUUCCGGAACCUCGUAAACAAGCGUGGGCUUGAUUCCAAGUUUCUCAUAGACUCUGCUGGUACGAUCGGUUAUCACGAGGGAAAUAAAGCUGACUCAAGGAUGAUAGCAACUUCCAAGAAGCGGGGGAUUGAGGUGACCUCGAUAUCCAGGCCUACCAGACCCUCAGACUUCCGAGAUUUUGAUCUCAUCCUUGCAAUGGAUAGGCAGAACUAUGAAGACAUUUUGAGCUCAUUUGAGAGAUGGAAAAAGAAGGAACCCCUCCCAGACAGUGCACCUAAGAAGGUUAAGCUGAUGUGCUCCUAUUGCAAGCGACAUAAGGAGUCCGAAGUCCCAGAUCCUUACUAUGGUGGUGCUAAGGGAUUCGAGAAGGUACUGGAUCUACUGGAAGAUGCAUGCGAGUCGUUACUUGAUGACAUCUUGGCAGAGAAUGCAAACAUUUCUGCUUGAUAUCAGAAUGAAUAGCCAGUGUAAGCAUCACGUUUUCAUUUGAUUGUA
Lolium rigidum is the source of this 837-nucleotide messenger RNA. RefSeq names its product putative low molecular weight protein-tyrosine-phosphatase slr0328. Gene Ontology annotation, biological process: protein dephosphorylation. Gene Ontology annotation, molecular function: protein tyrosine phosphatase activity. The record is from RefSeq and is a predicted model, not a curated record. NCBI's taxonomy places the organism in Eukaryota, Viridiplantae, Streptophyta, Magnoliopsida, Poales, Poaceae. The transcript has 6 exons. The coding region runs from base 16 to 789 and encodes 257 amino acids.